UCCCCUUUAUUUUUAACUUCCAUCAAAACCCUUUUUCGAAAUGGACUACUUAUAAAUCAGCUUCUGAGCUGCACGCCUCACCAAAAUUAGCUCCUCACUGCCACAGCAAUGAAAACUCUGUAUCCAUCUUCACACCUUUCCAGCUCUGCCUGGUUCCUGCUUCAUAAUCCAACCACAAAGUGGACUAAGGAAGAGAACAAGAGGUUUGAGAGUGCCCUCGCUAUAUUUGAUAAGGAAACGCCCGACCGAUGGUUCAAAGUGGCCGCUAUGAUUCCUGGAAAGACCGUGGAUGAUGUGAUUAAGCAAUAUAGGGAGCUUGAAGAAGAUGUUUAUGAAAUAGAAGCUGGGAGAUUCCCAAUCCCAGGUUAUGAUCUCGCCUCUUCUUUUUCGUUUCAGUUCGUUGAUGGUCGAAGGAAAUCUUCGGUUGGUAGGGGCUCUGAUCAUGAAAGGAAGAAGGGGGUUCCUUGGACAGAGGAAGAACACAUGAAAUUUCUGAGGGGACUAUUGAAGUAUGGAAAAGGGGAUUGGAGAAACAUCUCAAGAAACUUUGUGAACUCCAAGACUCCUACUCAAGUGGCAAGCCAUGCCCAAAAGUACUUCAUGAGGCAGCUUUCAGGGGGGAAAGACAAAAGAAGGCCAAGCAUCCAUGACAUCACUACUCUCAACCUCACAGACGCCACAGCAUCAGAGAAUCAGAACUUGUCUUCUUCAAUGGAUCAGCUUUCCAACCUUCCUUCACUGCAGAGGUCACCCUGCUACCAAAACCUUCUGUUCGAUUGGAACCAAUCGACCGACACGGAGCUGCUCGGUUUAGGACCUAACUAUGGCGAUCCUCUCGUGUCGUUCUCAUCUGGGAUUGCUGCAAAUGGAAUAAAGAAUGAGCAAGAUCGAGAACUGAGCAGUGCAUAUUAUGGAACUUACUCCAACCCUCACAAAUCCAUAUUUCAAUUUGAAUCCUCAAGACGUCAAGUUUAUGGAUGAGGAGGAUGGAUGUUGGUGUACAUUGCUGGGUUGUUUAAAACGCCAAGGCGAAUAAGGUUCAAUAGACACUCUUGAAUGGCAAUACUUUUUACUUAGUGA
Cucurbita moschata (crookneck pumpkin) is the source of this 1080-nucleotide messenger RNA. Its product is annotated as transcription factor DIVARICATA-like. The transcript has 2 exons. Bases 109 to 981 code for a protein of 290 amino acids. Gene Ontology annotation, molecular function: DNA binding. The record is from RefSeq and is a predicted model, not a curated record. NCBI's taxonomy places the organism in Eukaryota, Viridiplantae, Streptophyta, Magnoliopsida, Cucurbitales, Cucurbitaceae.